Molecule: messenger RNA, 1962 nt
Organism: Nerophis lumbriciformis (worm pipefish)
Lineage: Eukaryota; Metazoa; Chordata; Actinopteri; Syngnathiformes; Syngnathidae
Gene: g3bp1
Product: GTPase activating protein (SH3 domain) binding protein 1
Cellular component (GO): ribonucleoprotein complex; cytosol
Molecular function (GO): mRNA binding
Source: RefSeq, a predicted model, not a curated record
AUGCAAAGGGGGCGGGUUAUCGGUUGCGGCUGCGCAGAGCGUACCAGUAGCCGGCGAGCGAGCACGUUGUGAAAGUGCUUUUCUUACUUACUCCGCGUCGUCAUUCAAACACAACUUUGGCUCCGAACAACUACUCGAUAAAUCACCAAACUCUGAGCUCCAGUGAGUAAAGAAGAAGAAAUGGUGAUGGAGAAGCCAAGUGCCCAGCUGGUCGGGCGAGAGUUUGUCCGACAGUACUACACGCUGCUCAACCAGGCGCCAGACUACCUGCACAGGUUCUAUGGAAAGAACUCGUCGUACGUCCACGGCGGCUUGGACGCCAGCGGCAAACCUCAAGGGGCGGUGUACGGCCAGUCGGACAUCCACAAGCGCGUCAUGGCACUGAGCUUCCGCGACUGCCGCACAAAGAUCGGCCACGUGGACGCUCACGCCACGCUCAAUGAGGGCGUGGUCGUGCAGGUGAUGGGAGAACUGUCCAACAACAUGCAGCCCAUGAGGAAGUUCAUGCAGACCUUCAUCCUGGCACCAGAGGGGAACGUCGCCAACAAGUUCUACGUGCACAAUGAUGUCUUCCGCUACCAGGAUGAAGUCUUUGCUGACUCUGAUUUUGAAGCACCCGAAGAGUAUGAGGACGAGGUGGAGGAGAUGGAGCGUGUCCCCUCACCUGACGUCCUGCCUGAAGAGCCCACUUCCUUCUACGAGCCUCCACCUUGUUCUGAGGCAGUACUUCCUGCUGAAGACGAGGAUGAGGCGGUGGCGGCGAGUCCUGAACCAGAACCUGAAGGGGACAAGGGGACGGACAGCGCUGCGGUGGAUCUGAAAGUGGACGCCGCGCUGGAGACACAAAGUGAGGCGCCCACAGCCAAUGAGCAGACAGAGAAAAGCCCCGCCCCCAACGCCGUCACGGAACCUGCCGCCGCCGCUGAACCCGCCCCCGUCGCUCCAGAGGAAAACCGGCCUUUCUCCUGGGCGUCUGUGACCAGUAAGCACCUCCCGCCCAGCGGGGUCGUCCCCGUCUCCGGAAUCCCACCUCACGUGGUUAAAGUUACGCCCACAGCACCGGCCCAAGCGGAGGUGAAGUCCGAGUCCCAGACGGCGUCCCAGAGACCGCAGAGAGACCAGCGUCCCCAAAGAGCAGAGACCACCCGCCCCUGGGGGCCCACCUCCCGAGGACCUCGACCCGUGCGUGAGGGCGAGCAAGGUGAGGUGGAAGGUCGAAGGAUGGUCCGCUACCCCGACGCCCACCAGGUCUUUGUGGGCAACGUCCCCCACGACGUGGACAAGAGCGACCUGAAGGAGUUCUUUGAGCAGUACGGCACGGUUCUGGAGCUGCGGAUCAACAGCGGAGGGAAACUUCCCAACUUUGGCUUUGUGGUCUUUGACGACUCCGAGCCGGUCCAGAAGAUCCUCAGCAGUCGGCCCAUCAAGUUCCGUGGUGAAGUGCGCCUGAACGUGGAGGAGAAGAAGACCCGCAUGGCCCGGGAAGGGGACAGGCGGGACGUCAGGCCUCGCGGCCCAGGAGGACCCGGCGGUCCCAGAGAACGCAUCGGAGGCGGCGGACCUCGAGGCCCCCUCCCCCGCGGAGGAGCCACACAGAAGCCCAGUUUCGGUUCCGGUCGGGGCGCGGGACCCAGCGAGGGACGCUACUCGUCUCAGCGUCAGUGAUGUUGGAGUCCUGCAGUGGAACCAUUGGACUUGACCAAAUUCUCUCCUUUAGUUGACUCACUGUCCGGUCCCAUGGCCCCGCCCCCUGGCCGGCUGAUGACUUCUGGGACUUUUUGUUUAUCCAAGCUGAACUCGAAGUGGACUUGAAGAGAACUUUUGGUUCUUUUCUUCUCUUUCUCCACAAGGACGUCGACCCGAGGUGACCUCCUUCCUCCUUUUAGACGAGCGCCACUCCUUCUUCGCCGCCGUGUCGCCUCAACGCCACGCCACUAAAUUAAAGUCAUUUACUGUUUUAAA